UACACACAUAUAUAUCUGAAAUGUGAACUGCGAUAUGCUUCACUUCCCCGGUUAAACUAGUACACGUUGUUGCUCGGCUAUCCAAGCAGCGCCCGAGAGUGGGACCAGCGGUGUAAUUAUAUAAUAACAGUGGAUUGUUAACGGCCGCAGGUGACACUGGCCCCUAAUUGGAUAAAAUGCGACUGUGCAUCUUGCUCUUCCUUCUGGUGCAAUCGGUGUUUACUUUCCACCAACCGUUCCAGUUUCAUCCCGGCCAGUUGGACCCCAACAACGAAACAGCAGGAUGCUGCUACUGCCACUUCAAAGACACGUUUUACAUGGAGUCGAAGUGCGGCGCGACGACUCCUUUCAUGAAUCUGGUUCAAAAAGUGAUUACGGCUAGAUGUGACAUUUCGGAUCCGUGCGACAGGCUCGGAGAAGACGCUGUACCUCAGGGAGAAUGGUUCGACUUCAUUAUCGUCGGUGCCGGUAUAGCCGGGCCAGUGAUUGCCAGAAGGCUGAGUGACAAUCCCUGGUGGAGAGUAUUGCUGAUCGAAGCAGGCCCGGAGGAACCAACGAUGACUGCCAUUCCGGGUCUGGCGUUCCACGCCGUCAAUUCGUCCGUGGAUUGGAAAAUAAAGACGGAGCCCACGGAGCCUCAUCCGACGGCUUGUUUAGAUACCAUGGGCGUGUGCACGUGGCCCCGGGGCAAGAUGGUGUCCGGCACGGGCGGCAUGCACGGCAUGAUGUACGUGCGAGGGCACCCGGAGGUCUACAACAGCUGGGCGAGAAGCGGAGCACUGGGCUGGUCGUACGACGAGGUGGUCCACUACUUCGAGCGAGCGGAGAACCCCAUAGACCAGUCGAUGUUGUCCGACAAGCGACGAACGGUCCCAAUCCCGGGGCCGAUGAAGAUCGAGCACUUCCGGGACAAGCCAGCGUUCGCGGACGAGAUCCUGAAGGCAGCCGACGAGCUGGGCUACCGGACAGCGAUGCUGAAGGAGUACGCUCAGACGGGCUUCAUGGUAGCGCCGAUGACGACCGACAAAGGCCUGCGCGGCACCACCUCGAGGAACUACAUAAGACCGGUCCACGGUCGGAGGAACCUGAGAGUCCUGAUCAACGCCCACGUCACGAGGAUCCUGCUGAAUCAGUGGCAGAGCAAAGCGUACGGCGUGGAGCUGAUAGACAAGGACGGCUUCAAGCGGACCGUCAAGGCGAACAAAGAGGUGAUCCUGACAGCCGGAGCGAUCGGCUCCCCUCAGAUCCUCCUGAACUCCGGGAUAGGCCCCAAAGAGGAUCUGACGAAGCUGGGUCUGAACGUAGUGAAGGAUCUCCCCGUGGGGAAGAAUCUGCACAACCACGUGUCCGUCGGCGUUCACUACAGCAUCAGGGACACCGCCUACGAGGCCAUGACGAUGGACAGCGUCAACGAGUACCUGGAGACGCGCAGCGGCCCGCUGACCAGCACCGGCAUCACGCAGGUCACCGCCUUCCUCGAGAGCAGCUACGCGGCCAACGGAGUGCCCGACAUUCAAGUCUUCUUCGACGGGUUCUCGCCGAAGUGUCCGAGGACUGGGCUGCCUUUUGAGUGCCUGAACGGCGCGCUGGCGUUGUGCUCCGACAGGAGGGAGAUCGUGAUGAGGCCGACGGUGGUCACCGUCGCCAGCCGCGGCUAUCUGAAGCUACGCUCCGGGGAUCCCCUCGUGCAGCCUCUGAUCUACCCGAAUUAUUUCACCGAUAUGAAGGACAUGAAGGUCCUCGUCGAGGGGAUCAAGAAGUCGAACGACCUCGUCAACACGCAGGCCAUGAAGAACUGGGACCUCAGGAUGGAGCCUGUGAUUCAUCCUCUUUGCACGAACUACCACUUCGCCAGUGACGCGUACUGGGAAUGCUACAUAAGAGCCGCGACAGGACCCGAGAACCACCAAGCGGGCACCUGCAAAAUGGGCGCGUACAGUGAUCCGACGGCGGUGGUGGACCCAGAACUUCGAGUGCGCGGUGUGACGAACAUUCGGGUCGCCGAUGCUUCGAUAUUCCCGAUCGUGCCGAACAGUAACCCUAUCGCUGCGAUCAUGAUGACGGCCGAGAAGGCGGCCGACAUGAUCAGGCACACGUGGUCGAAGUCGUGAGCCUCGACGAUUCGCUUCUUAGGACGAUUAAAUAAAGACUAUCCUUUUGUCAGGAAUACUGGCGACGCUCUUGUUUAUUACUAUCAUUCAUCCGCCGCUAAUAAUAAUGGAGAGUUUGUAACGCUGCAGUGAUCUACGUCAGAGUUCGCGUUACGCGGAUCGUAUUACUUGGUUAACUUAUGUAUACUUUUAGGAGACGAUUUAACCGCUUGCGCUGGAAAGACGUUUCUGCUGCAAAAUUCUCAAUUAUGUCUUUCACACUUGACAAUCUUGUUGCAUGAUAUUAGAUUGUUUCGAAAUGUGUCACUCUAUACAGAAUGAUUAACAAAAUUGGUCUACAUAUCAGCGUAAAAUAGGUAAAAACGAAAUUCAUCGAGACAUUGCCAAACCUCUGAAUUCAUUUCCAGCGCAAGUGGUUAAUGUUCACAGUGUAUUGUACCCGACGAAUGUCAGAGGAUUUGUAACUUGUACGGAGAAACUGUGUUUCAUCUCGGAAUAGUACACAAUAAGGCGAAUACCACGCUGUAAUUCGAAUAAGCAUGUAAAAUACUGAAAUGCAACUUCGAUUGAAGCUUUCUAAAAUGUCGACAGGAUGGUAUCUAUUGUUCUCUGGAAUACUUUGUUACCAGGAAAUAUAAACACCUCGGAUCUUCCACGUAAAAGUAGGCAGAUCAUUCUCAACUGUGUUUCUAACGAAUAGCGCGUGUGAUAGAGUAACGAUUUAUGUUUAAUAUCAGCUACGAUACCCCGAUAAAUAUCUAUAAGACAUCACGAGUACAUAGACGAAUUUGAUAUUGAAACAAGCAAAUAAAAAGGGAACACGUUUUUUAUUUAUUUGUUUGUAUUUAUUCGAACUCUGUGGCUACGGUAGCACGUGACCUGGAACGAUAAGGGACCCACGUAACGCUGUAUAGCUAAUUCGUUGCUAAUUUGCCUCUACGAGGGUACUGACAAGCCAAUUCCCACUUGCCAAUGAUCAUUUCUGCCGGUU
Messenger RNA from Nomia melanderi (Alkali bee), 3102 nucleotides. RefSeq names its product glucose dehydrogenase [FAD, quinone]. Gene Ontology annotation, molecular function: flavin adenine dinucleotide binding; oxidoreductase activity, acting on CH-OH group of donors. The record is from RefSeq and is a predicted model, not a curated record. NCBI's taxonomy places the organism in Eukaryota, Metazoa, Arthropoda, Insecta, Hymenoptera, Halictidae.